GCGGGAGUCGAUCCCACAGGUACUCACUUUGGUACCGGUAGACAGUACCUAACGAACGCCACACACACAAUCUACCGGUACAUAACUACGUAGUUGUCGUGGAUGAUACGAGGGCUGCCUCACCACGGACAUGUGUGGCACGUGCCAGUGCUGGCGGCGGCGUGGGUGGGGAUGGCGGGCUGGCUCGUGGCCGCGGCGGACGCCACCGUGUGGCAGGGCAACAUCGUCGGCCCGGCCAAAUGCAACACGACGCGUUUGUGUGGCGUGGCCGUGCCGACGUUGACCACACGGUGCGCCGGCAUCGAGUUCGACCAGGCGUAUUGGGUCAAGCCGGACGAUGUCACAUGCAUAUGGUUCCCCAAUGGCACCGUGUGGCGGGGCAUGAACCGGACGCGGUACUCGCCGUUCUACGGGUCCGAUACGCGCAACGUCAAAAACGAAAUCCGAGGCGGCAUCGACGUCUCGGUGGUCGAAUCGUGGCCAAACUCGGCCCAUUUGUUAAUCCUCAACGACCUGGGCAUCGACACCAUUCCUGACGACUCGUCUGUGGAUGCCGCGGGCGUCGAGCUCCUCGCGCUGCAAAUCCAAUUACAAAACAACAACUUGACCAAAUUCGACUCGAAACUGAGCCCGUGGACCAAGGAAUUAAUCGUGUGCGACAACCAAAUCUCAGCAUUGAAUUUAACCCGAACGAAGUUGGAGUUACUGUACAUCCAACGCAACUUGAUCACAGACCAAGUCAUGGAGCAAGCCAACUUGCCAUCUACCAUCGUCGAGCUAAACGUCGGCCACAACAAGUUGACGUUGCGGUCAUUGUCGUGGCUACCUCCCAGCCUGACCAUCUUACUUGCAGACAACAACUCGAUCACAACGCUGCCGCCGUCCACAACUACGUGGCCACGGACAUUGGCGAAUCUUUCGCUUGAAAACAACUCGUUGACACAACUGACGGCGAAUUUCCCCUCCACGCUGGCGUGGCUAUGUUUGGGGGGUAACAACAACCUUACGACAAUAUACGCCAACCAGUCGCAGUUUGAGAUCCUCUCGGCGCUUCAGAACCCAUCCCCCACCGCAUUGGUGUCGUCCGUCCCCGCGGGCACCGACGACCUAAGUGAUAACAUCUUCUCCACAAUUCCGUCCAACGCCACGUGUCAAGGGCACAUUCGCACCGAGCUCUUGUUUGGGAAAUUUCCCAUUUGCAUCCUCCCCGACGACAUGCCCCCCCCCUCCGUCGGCUUGCCGUCUCCGCCCCCCCCCUCUCCUUUGCCUUCCGUUUCCCUUUCCCCCAGCACGCUUUCUAUGGGGAUUGUUGGGAUUGUCACAGCGAUUGCGGGAAUCCUUUGCGUCGUCGUGUGCUGCCGGCAUCGUCGUCGGCGGCAGCACCCCCCGGAUCCGUACAUGGCGCCGCCUCUCUGCGACAAGGAUGAUGAUCGCUUGUCGGGGGGCAUGCUGACGGGUCGGCUGCAUCUGGACAUUCGUUUUGAAGACGCGUUCGUUCCGUUCCGCAUCCCCGCCGCGGCCAUCGAGCGGCGGCGGGUGGUGGCCCGCGGGGGCUUUGGCAUCGUGUACGAAGGUGUUUGGACGCAAUCGGCGUCCGUCCAUGUACCCGUGGCGCUCAAGCGGCUGCUGCCCACACACGUCGACGACCUCGGUAGCGUCGACGACUUUAUGCACGAAAUACGAGUGUAUGCGACCCUUGGACACCCGAACAUUGUGCACUUCCACGGCAUCACAUGGACACACAUUUCCAACUUGGCGAUCGUGAUGGAGUUGAUGCCUCGGGGCGAUGUGUGGUCGCUACUGCUGAACCACCCUGUCACGAACGCGUGGCACGCACUGAUUGGUCCGGCGCCAUCAUCCACGACAAAGUACACGAUCGCAAUCGACGUACUCCAGGCGCUCGUGUACCUCCAUGGCCGACAUGUGAUCCACCGAGACAUUAAAGCGCGCAAUGUACUGCUUACGGAUGCGAUGGAGAGCAAACUGACUGACUUUGGGUCGAGUCGGCGGCUGGGGGGGCGGCAAGCCGACGACGCGACGAUGACCGCCGAGAUCGGCACCGCUGCGUGGAUCGCCCCCGAGGUGCUCAAGGGCGUGCGGUACACGGAACAAGCCGACGUUUACUCGUUCGGGGUGCUUCUCUCCGAGAUGGACACGGCCACGAUGCCGUACGCCGACCUGUGCCGCCCUGACGCCAGCGUCACCAUGACCCGUACCCGCAUCGCCGUGCUCGUCGUCAACGGAGACAUCGCGCCGACGUUUCACGCGGCUAGUCCCAUCAAGCGCGUGGCCCUGCAGUGUUUGCAGCACGCCCCCGACCUCCGCCCCACCGCCAUGCAGUUGCUCGACACGUUUCGAAACAUGCGGCGGCUGCGGGAUGAAGAAGCAGCAGCAGGACGACGAGGUCACGGCCCCCAGUAGGACAGUACUACACUUGGUUAUUUAGCAUCAUACAUACACGAUACAUGUCGUUGUGACGACUGGACCGACUAUUCAUUUAAACAUGGACACGUCGCC
This is a messenger RNA of Aphanomyces astaci, 2517 nucleotides long. Its product is annotated as TKL protein kinase. Gene Ontology annotation, biological process: protein phosphorylation. Lineage: Eukaryota; Oomycota; Saprolegniomycetes; Saprolegniales; Verrucalvaceae. The record is from RefSeq and is a predicted model, not a curated record. Bases 103 to 2421 code for a protein of 772 amino acids. Gene Ontology annotation, molecular function: protein kinase activity; ATP binding. The transcript is spliced from 7 exons.